Molecule: messenger RNA, 990 nt
Organism: Drosophila innubila
Lineage: Eukaryota; Metazoa; Arthropoda; Insecta; Diptera; Drosophilidae
Product: HIG1 domain family member 2A, mitochondrial
Exons: 2
Coding region: 77-385 (102 amino acids)
Biological process (GO): mitochondrial respirasome assembly
Cellular component (GO): mitochondrion
Source: RefSeq, a predicted model, not a curated record
AAUGUGUUAAUAUAAACUGUCGGCGUUAGAUCUGGUCUAUUGUUUUAUAAAAGAAAUAUAUUUAAAGAUUUAGGAAAUGGCCAACAAAUCAGAAAUACCUCUUCCAUCCGAAGAUUUAGAUUGGGUGCAAUUACGACAGGAUUUGGGACCCGUUGUGGAAGUGGAAACAACCAAGGAGAAACUAUUGCGCAAAAUAAACGAAAACCCUUUGGUGCCAAUAGGCUGCCUGGCUACAACUGCGGCCCUAACAGCUGGUCUAUAUAAUUUUCGCACCGGCAACCGGAAAAUGUCACAGUUUAUGAUGCGCACUCGAAUUGCGGCACAAGGAUUCACGGUCCUGGCACUGAUUGUGGGCGUGGUGAUGACAUAUGGAGAUAAAAAAUGAAAUCAUUGAAAACGAAACCAAAAACUUAUCAAUUACAUGUGUAUGUAGUGUAAAUUAAACGAUUCGAGUUGACUUUCUAUUACUGCAAAGUUUAUACAGCAGCUAAUCCUGAUUUGACCCACAUCGGAUUGACUUGCAUCAUUGUUGUUUAAAGCACUUAGGUGCCAUUUAAUUAUGUUUUUAUCUAUAUUCAGAUAUGGGAAUCAGCUUAAACCGACUUAAAUAACUAACAUACCACAGAAAGCGAAACCAACAGAAAAUCUCCCAAUUAUCCAUACAUUUUUGAGAAAUUUUCGGUUGGUUUCGUAUUCUGUGGCUCCCCUGUAUGAUUUGCUAAAGCAUUUGUUUGUUAUAGCGGUGUAACUCAACUCGACUAAAAAGUCGUGUAAACUUGGUACAUUUGAGCAUAUUCUAAGUAGUAUAUAUAUCGGUGUUUUUUUUUUUUUUUUGGAGGUAGUUGACAAUACUACUAAUUUGUUAUUAUACUUUAAGAUGAGAUCUUAAGUGCCUUCCCCAAAUAUAAGAGUUUAUUAAUAAAACAUUAUUUCUUUGUUGAAAACGAGGCGAUAAUUUAAAUAAAAAGGAUUAAAUAUUUUACUAUAUCA